GCCAUUUAGGACGUAUGCAGAAAACGCUCACUUCCUCUGCUACUCAUCUGCACUGGAAAAAGCCGGGGCCAUGGUUGUCGCCUGAAAACGGAUCGGUGUGACUCGGACUGGAAGGACGGACAGAGCCUAAAAACCCUGUUUCAGGUGUCAGCUGGUAAAGCUUGUGAGAGUGUGUGGGUGUGUGUGUGAGUGUGUGUGUGCGUGUGUGAGUGUGUGUGCGUGUUUGUGUGUGUGCACGCACACGUAUAGGCACGUGUGUUUUCCCAGCCCAGUCGGUAUUUGGAGCAGAGUGUGGCCUGAACAAAUCCCAGAGGGACAAUGAGCGAGCUGGAACAGUUGCGGCAGGAAGCCGAGCAACUACGCAAUCAGAUCCGGGAUGCCAGGAAAGCCUGCAGUGACUCCACUCUGUCACAGAUCACAGCUGGUCUGGAUUCAGUGGGCCGGAUACAGAUGCGGACGCGGCGCACUCUCAGGGGCCACCUGGCCAAGAUCUAUGCAAUGCACUGGGGAAGCGACUCCAGGUUACUUGUCAGUGCCUCGCAAGAUGGAAAGCUAAUCAUCUGGGACAGUUACACAACAAACAAGAUGCAUGCCAUCCCACUGCGCUCUUCCUGGGUGAUGACUUGCGCCUACGCCCCCUCUGGGAACUAUGUGGCCUGCGGAGGCCUGGACAACAUCUGCUCCAUAUACAGCCUGAAGACCCGCGAAGGCAACGUGCGCGUCACCCGAGAGCUACCUGGGCACACAGGUUAUUUGUCCUGCUGUCGUUUCUUGGAUGACAACCAGAUACUGACCAGCUCUGGAGACACCACCUGUGCAUUGUGGGACAUAGAAACGGGCCAGCAGGCCACCACCUUCACUGGCCACACAGGUGAUGUGAUGAGUUUGUCUCUAAGCCCUGACUACAAAACCUUUGUGUCAGGAGCCUGUGAUGCCACCUCCAAACUUUGGGACAUCCGCGAUGGCAUGUGCAGGCAAUCCUUCACCGGCCACGUAUCCGACAUCAACGCCGUCAGCUUUUUCCCCAAUGGGAAUGCCUUUGGCACUGGCUCAGACGACGCCACCUGCAGGCUGUUUGACCUGCGUGCCGACCAGGAGCUGAUGAUGUACAGCCACGACAACAUCAUCUGCGGCAUCACCUCUGUGGCUUUCUCCAAGAGCGGCCGCCUGCUUCUGGCCGGCUACGAUGACUUCAACUGCAACGUCUGGGACACUCUGAAAGGCGAGCGUGCAGGUGUGCUAGCGGGCCACGACAACAGAGUGAGCUGCUUAGGAGUGACAGAAGAUGGCAUGGCUGUGGCCACUGGCUCCUGGGACAGUUUCCUCCGGAUCUGGAACUAAGACAAACCUCUUCCCCGCCUUACUCAAUCACUGCCUGCCAACUUCCUGCGCACAACCCCACCCAACAUAUCCCGACUCAUCUGCUGGGCUGGACCUGAGGGGUGCACACUGUGUCAGCCGAAAUCCUCUUAAUUCAUCUUAGUUCUCCUCUCUCUGCUGGCGACCCGCCCCAAGUACCGACUGUUUCUACCUGUCCAAGUGAUGUUUUUUUUUUCACCCAGCUAUACACAGCAACAAAAAUGAGAACCUUUCAGUAGAGUUGUCCAAUCAAAAAUAAAAUAAGAGUUACAAAAAACUGAGGAAAAAAAUUGAAGAUUUCACCCUUAUAGGGGGCGAUAAAGAGCAUCUGUUACCAUGACCAACAACAAAUGAGAUGACUGUCGGUGUGUAAUAUGUAAAUGUAUAUAUAAAGACAGUAUAUAUGUAUAGCAUUAUGUGUGUAUAUAUGCAUCAU
Messenger RNA from Xiphias gladius (swordfish), 1795 nucleotides. Its product is annotated as guanine nucleotide-binding protein subunit beta-4. NCBI's taxonomy places the organism in Eukaryota, Metazoa, Chordata, Actinopteri, Istiophoriformes, Xiphiidae. The coding region runs from base 319 to 1341 and encodes 340 amino acids. The record is from RefSeq and is a predicted model, not a curated record. The transcript has 11 exons. Gene Ontology annotation, cellular component: heterotrimeric G-protein complex; cytoplasm. Gene Ontology annotation, biological process: G protein-coupled receptor signaling pathway. Gene Ontology annotation, molecular function: signaling receptor complex adaptor activity; protein binding.